Molecule: messenger RNA, 2923 nt
Organism: Scomber scombrus (Atlantic mackerel)
Lineage: Eukaryota; Metazoa; Chordata; Actinopteri; Scombriformes; Scombridae
Gene: pacsin3
Product: protein kinase C and casein kinase substrate in neurons 3
Exons: 10
Coding region: 466-1797 (443 amino acids)
Biological process (GO): cytoskeleton organization; plasma membrane tubulation; regulation of endocytosis
Cellular component (GO): endosome; plasma membrane; cytoplasm
Molecular function (GO): protein binding; phospholipid binding
Source: RefSeq, a predicted model, not a curated record
AACAGCCUCUGAGUCCCUGCUGCAGAGGAGGAGACGCAGUUUUCUCCUCAUCUGUCUCUUUCUGUUUCUGUGGAGGAAUAAAAACUUUUCAGCCUAGCAGAGGAGGAGGAGGAAGAGGAGGAAGAGGAGAAGAAGAAGAAGGAGGAGGAGGAACCACUAAACCGAUGAUUAUCUGCCGGUUUGGUGUUGGUGCAGGGGCUUGAGGUCGGAUCUUGUUGUCGUGUAAAUGGCUGCGGGGGGCCCCGGUGGAGUAAACUAACAGGAUGUCGCAGUUUCUGAAGGCAUAAAGGAGAUUUACUGCUUCAUUUUUCUACUUUUUAACAUUUAUUUAAAAAAAACAAAACCUCCUACCCUGACAGGAGAGGCAGCAGAGCGGCUGCAGCUCCAGGUGGAUCCCGCUGUUGGCUUGUUCCUCCAGCUUCGUCUCUAGCCGCCAUCAUUCCGUGCUGUAAGGCCGACCCCAACAUGUCUUCCAAUGGAGACCUCACCGACCUGGGGAGCUCUGACAGCUUCUGGGAGCCGGGAAACUACAAGAGGACGGUGAAGCGGAUAGACGACGGCCACCGGCUGUGUAACGAGGUGGUCAGCUGUUUCCAGGAGAGAGCGAAGAUAGAGAAGAGCUACGCUUUGCAGCUGAGCGACUGGGCCAAGAGGUGGAGAGGCGUCGUAGAGAAAGGGCCUCAGUACGGUACGCUGGAGAAGGCGUGGCACGCUUUCAUGCAGGCGGCCGAUCGACUCAGCGAGCUGCAUCAGGAGCUUCGGGAGCGGCUGGCGGGCGAAGACAGCGAGAAAAUGCGCAACUGGCAGAAAGACGCCUUUCACAAGCAGAUGAUGGGAGGCUUCAGGGAGACCAAGGACGCCGACGACGGCUUCCGCAAAGCCCAGAAACCCUGGGUCCGCAAACUGAAAGAGUUGGAGUCCAGUAAGAAGGGCUACCAUCAGGCCAGGAAGGAGGAGUGGACGGCCGUUACCAGGGAAACGCACGCCAAGACCGACCCAACCAAGUCUCAAGAGGAAGUCCGCAAGUACACUGUCCGGGUGGAGCGCUGCAGCCAGGAGGCCGAAAAAGCGAAGGAUCGUUACGAAAAAGCCCUGGAGGAGCUGAACCGCUGUAACCCUCGAUACAUGGAGGACAUGGAGCAGGUGUUCGACCUCACCCAGGAGGCCGAGCGCAACAGGCUGCGCUUCUUCAAGGAAGUCCUGCUAGACAUCCACACACACCUCGACCUGUCCAGCAAAGAAGGGUUUAAAGACUUGUACCGAGACCUGGGUCAGACCAUCCGAGCAGCCAAUGACACGGAAGAUCUCAGAUGGUGGAGGAACACCCACGGACCGGGCAUGAGCAUGAACUGGCCACAGUUUGAGGAAUGGUCUCCGGAAGCGAAUCGCUCCAUCAGCAGGAAGAUGCGAGGCGGACGCUCCGAGGAGAACGUGGUCACCCUCACCAACAUCGUCUCCUCGGGUGGAGAUGACAUCCCACCCAGCCCCAUCACCCAGGACAGCAGGAUGAAAAGCUAUUCGUCAGAGUGGUCCGACGAGGAAAGCCCUAAGAAGGUUCUGGGCGUGAACGGCGUCGGGGAGACGGAGGCGGAGGACGAGGAGGAGCAGGUAGAGGGGGUGCCAGUUCGAGCGCUGUAUGAUUACUCGGGCCAGGAGGCCGAUGAGCUCAGCUUUAAAGCAGGAGAAGAGCUGCUGAAGCUUGGCGAGGAGGACGAGCAGGGCUGGUGUAAAGGACAGCUGAGCAGCGGCCAGGUCGGACUCUACCCCGCCAACUACGUCCAGCUCGUCUCCUCCUGAUGACCCGCCGCUCCUCUCUCUGGUCACCAUGCCAACGGUACAACCACACUCAAGAUGCCAGGACCAAUCAGAAGCUCUUAGCGCUGACAUGUAGACACGCCCUCGGUUUUGGGGUUAAAGACUGUAAAACUCGUCACUGAGUUUGUUUUCUGUUUUGUUUUUUUUGUUCUUUCUUUUUGAGCUACUUGAAAAACACUCUGGUUUAAAAAGAAGCUUUACAGGCGAAGAUAAAACUCUGCCGACAUGAACAGAAAGCAGACUGUACAGAAACACGGACGGAUUUUACUGUGACGUCAUCCAUCGUUAUCGAACUCUGGACUGAUUGACGUUAAUUUUUUUGGUUUUUGGUGACGAGAGUAAAAAACAAUCCACGUUUCAUCAAAGGAGGAGGACGAGCUCAGAGGGAGCUGAGGAGAAAAAACACCACGGCCGGCUGUGAUUGGCCGAAACACCUGUCAGUCAAUUAAAUAGACUCCAAGAUAAUAGUGUGACUUUUUCUGAAAAUACUCUUAUUGCUCCUCCUCCCCCUCUUCCUCCUUCAUCUUCACCUCCUCCUCCUCCCCCUCUUACUCUUUCAUCUACACCUCCUCGUCCUCCCCCUCUUCUUCUUUCAUCUUCACCGCCUCCUCCUCCUUCACAUCCUCCUAUUCCUUUUCCACCUCUUCCUCUUCCUCCUUUUUUAACUCCCCCUCCUUCACAUUCGUCUCCUCCUCCCCACCCUAUUCUUCCUCAUUCUUCGCCUCCUCCUCCUCCUCCUUCAUCACCUUCUCUUCCUUCACAUCCUUCUCCUUCAUCUCCUCCUCCUCCCCGUCUUCUUUUACCUUCACCUCCUCUUCCGCCUCUUCCCCUCUUCCUCUUUGACAUCCUUCUCUUCCUUCAACUUCACCUCCUCCCUAACCUCCUCCUUCACAUCCUCCUCCUCCUUUGUCUCCUCCCUCCCUUCCUCCCCUUCUUCCUCCUUAACCUUCUCCCCCUCCUCUUCUUCCGCCACCAUUUCCUACAUUUCGAGUAGAUUCCAUAACAUCUUAAAUUAUCAGCAACCUUCACCUCCCCCUUCUCCUCCAUCACCUCCUCCUCCUUCUCUUCCUCCUCCUCUUCCUUCACCUUCACCUCCUCCUGCACGUCC